ACAACAGAACCAGAACCUCGACAAGUGCUAAUAGCAAGCCAUGGAACUUCGGAAGGCCAACAUACAAAUGCCAAUAUUGCAAAGCAUUGCUAUGGUGUGAAGAAAGAUUAAAUUCAAACAAAGGAACUACAACACCCUCUUUUGGAAUAUGUUGCAAACAAGGGAAAAUCGAUCUGCCGCCACUAAGAGAACCUCCACCAUACCUUAGAAACCUCUUAAGAAGUGAAGGGCAGGAUUCGGUAAACUUCAAAGAAAAUAUAAAGUCAUACAACUCAAUGUUUUCAUUCACACCGAUGGGAGGAGCUGUGGACAAGGAAAUAAACACUCGCAAAGGACCUUAUGUUUUUCGUUUGCAUGGACAAAACUACCACCAUAUCGGAACUCUUUUGCCUCAAGGUAUAGACAAACCUCGGUUCGCACAGCUAUACAUCUAUAAUACCGAAAAUGAGGUGGAAAACAGGAUAAGUGCAUCAAGACGCAAUGAUAAUGAAUCAACAGUGGACCCCAACAUCGUCAAAGAACUGAAAAUAAUGCUCGACGACAACAACAUCCUCACAAAAACAUUCAGAAUGGCAAGAGAUAGAUUCCAAGAAGGAGACUACCAUGAUUACACACUUCGGAUACUAGGCAAAAGGAACGGAACACACAACCUUCCAUCCGCAUCUGAAGUUGCAGCAUUGGUAGUAAGAGAUCCAACCGGAGAGAGUGAAGGACGUGACAUUGUUGUUGAGUACAAAAAUAUGGAGCCGCAAAGGAUAUCAGAGAUCCACCCGAAAUUCAUGUCCAUGCAAUAUCUGUUGUUGUUCCCAUAUGGAGAAGAUGGUUUUAAACUUGAGAUACCCUACAAGAAAACAAAAGGAGGUACAAACAGCAGGAAAUACGUAACGUUGUUGGACUGCUAUGCAUUCUACCUACAGCAACGUCCUGAUCAAGGAAUGUUACUGCUCAAGUCCGGGCAUUUGUCACUGCAAUUUUGGGUGGAUGUAUACACAUGUAUCGAGCAAAAUAGACUAAACUGGAUCCGACACAAUCAAGGAAAGCUACGAACUGAACUUUACAGUGGAUUGCAGGAUGCGAUUGAGCGAGGGGACACAAGAACAGAGCAAGUUGGAAAGAGGAUAAUUGCGCCUUCAUCUUUUACAGGUGGUAGAAGAAACAAGGCACAAUAUUUGCAAGAUGCCUUUGCAAUAUGCCGUUGGGCUGGAUACCCAGACCUAUUUAUAACAUUCACAUGCAAUGCAAAGUGGCCUGAGAUCCAAUACAUGCUAGAUGAAGCGGGAGGUGGCCAAAAGCCAGCCGAUCGGCCAGAUAUUGUGGACAGAGUAUUUAUGAUCAAACUAAAAGAGCUAAUGAGCGACAUAAAAGAAAAGAAAUACUUUGGAGAAACAGUUGCAAGUAACUCCCAUUGACUAUCAAUCUUUACU
Aegilops tauschii subsp. strangulata is the source of this 1424-nucleotide messenger RNA. The record is from RefSeq and is a predicted model, not a curated record. NCBI's taxonomy places the organism in Eukaryota, Viridiplantae, Streptophyta, Magnoliopsida, Poales, Poaceae.